AUGUCUUGCAUUGCAGAUUGGUGCAUAAAUAUGUUUAGAAUCCUUAUUACUAAAAUUGGUAGCUUCAAUAAUAAUUUGAUUUUGAAUAUGCUUGUGGUGGUUCAUAAGUAUAAAUCAGCAACUAAAAUAGCAGAAAGUAUGCUUUAG
Molecule: messenger RNA, 147 nt
Organism: Cetraspora pellucida
Lineage: Eukaryota; Fungi; Glomeromycota; Glomeromycetes; Diversisporales; Gigasporaceae
Source: the annotation of a GenBank genome assembly